AAGAGUGGAUUCUGCGUUGUGGAAACUAUUCAUUGUUUGACUUGCAGCAGAGUCAGGUGCGUAAUAAAUUCCUAUGUGCUCUUCACUUCACUGACAAUUCUUUUACGAAUGAGUUGAAAACAAAACAAGUAUUUAACGCCUUGCCAAAUCCAGAACCUCUGGAAGAGGCUGCAGACGUAGAAAACGAAGACAACACAGCGUUUACGAAAUGCACCAACAAGGAAGCUGUUCGCCACCCGCCCGUGAGCCAGUCCACAGUUCGCCAGAUACGUCGGUGCCAACAGAUUUAACACCAUGAAAACGACAGCUGACACAAAGAAUUAACGAGCAAAAGUUAAAAUUGGCAAAGCAGAGGAAAAAAACUGUGGAGAAUGUGACAUCUUGCCAUGAAGAAGCCUGAUCUAAAAGCUGUGGCAACAGAGGCUGUUAAGCAUAUGUCUCCAAAAUGUGGAACAUUAUUUGGUAUGCAGCUGCUACACAAGCCUUUCACUCCUAGGACGGAAGAGGAGAGACAACUGUCGUCGAGCUUAUUUUAUAAAAGCCCUGCCGCAUAUGACCACUUAAGAAGAGAAGUUGGAAUGAAACUGCCUUCGAAAAAAAUUAUUCAGAAGUGGGUCAGUGAAAUGGAUAUUAUAGCGGGCACAGAAACUAAACUAUUCGAACAUCUUGUAGAAAAAGUGAAGACAAUGGACGAAAGUUGCCGAGAUUGUGUAUUGGUGUUCGACGAAACGAGUGCGAGUACCCACAAGCAGAGGAGAGUGGGAGCAAAUUGCAGAGGAUUUCGAGAAGAAGUGGAACUGUUAUAACACUAUAGGAGCAACGGACGGAAAGCACAUUCGUAUUAAAUGUCCACAAGCUAGUGGAUCUCACUUUUUCAAUUAUAAAUCCUUCAACAGUAUCAUUUUAUUUGCCAUGGUAGAUGCUUCCUACAAAUUUUUGUAUGUAGAUGUAGGAACUAAUGGGCGUGUUGGUGAUGCUGGAGUGUUUUCAAAAAGCAAACUACGUGAGUGUCUCAUUGACCGAUCUAUGCUCAACAUUCCUGAAGGCAGGAAGCUUGGGAACACAAACAUUACAACUCCAAUGGUAGUACUGGCAGAUGACGCUUUUCCUCUGAGUUAUAACAUUAUGAAGCCAUACUCCUUAAAAGGAAUCACAAAAGAAGAAAAUGUUUUCAAUUACCGACUGUCACGAGGGAGAAGAUUAGUGGAGAGCAGAUUUGGCAUUCUUGCAAGUCGUUUCAGGAUUUUUCUUACUACCAUUAAUCUGCCUCCUGAAAAAGUUACCACAAUAACACUGGCUGCCUGCACACUGUACUACAACUUGUUAACUGAGAGAAGAAAACACUUGUACACUCGUCAGGAAACAGUGUCUGCCGUAGUAGGAGACUGCACUUACCUUGAGACACAAAAGCACUGAGGACCUACAGAAAAUGGAACCUAUAGCUUGCCAAGCUGCUUCUGGACGUCCAGUACACGGGAGAGCAGUUAGGGAAUACUUUAAGACAUUUUACAAUGGCGCUGGGAAAGUGCCCUGGCAAGAUAAUCACAUUUAGUAACGUAAAAUGUAAACAAAUGUACCUACCGCAAACAUUUCCUCAAACGUCGGUGUGGCAUGUUCACUUCCAGUUUCACUUUCCGUGCUCUCCAAAUUGCACACACUCUCGUUGGCCUCUGUUGACUGGUCUAGAAAUUUCAGCAUUUGAAACCAGUACACUUGUGGUGUAUACGCCGCCUGCGCACUGGCUCCACUUUUGCUUUUAUGCAUCUGCAAUAUCAAUAAUGAAAAUAAUUUAAACUACUUGUAGGUUACGUAAACAUUAUUGUAUGCUUCAAGUCGCUGCAGUGAACAAAUUAAUGCUAAUCAUGUGUAUGACAUGUAAACUUUACUUGCAUAAAUAAAUAUAAAUGAAUAUGUCAAUACGUACUUUUGCUUUCUCGUACGAGUAGCUAGUACGGAGGCCAUUUAUCUUCCUCUUUAUAUCCUCGGCCGUACAUCCUGGCCGUAUGUCACGGCUGAUAAUCUCUGCUAUAUUUUUAUAACUCUCCAAUCUUCUUAAUCUAUUUUUAUAUUCAGGGUGCCUCACAUUGUAAAGCGCCUCAUCCGCUUCAUACAUUUCAAUUAAUUUUGUGGUAGACGCCACACACCAAUUGUAUUUAGCAGCCAUGUUUACAAACACAAAAGAUGACAGAACGCUCCAGCGAUGCUGGCGCUCCGCGUGGUAACAUAUCGCAUUGCAGUGAACAGAAGACAAGCGAUUUCUUUGAUCAAAUAUACCGCCUCGGCCUAGAUUUGAUCAAAUAUUGGACGACAUUUGUCAAAGAUCCCUAUUACACUAUCAAAUAUCUUUGACAAAGAUAUUGGACAAAGAAAUUUGAUAGUGUAAUACCGGCCUUAGCGGCAAGAAGCCUGGGCUCACAAUUCGUGCUUUGUUGACACUUUGGAAUGACACGAAAAGCAACAUCGCGGGUGAACCAAGAUCCCAUAGAAAAUGCAUUUUCAGUAAUCCACCAACGAUCAGGUUUCAACAGGAAUCCCAGCUGCCAGGAAUUCCGCAUAAACUUGCAGCACAUCGUGGUAGCAUCACUAAUACAACCUGUUGAUUCGGCGAACUGUGAACUCGAUGAGGACCAUUCUGUGCUGGAAGGCAACGAUUGUGUGACCUCUUCGGCAAUUAACGUUAGCACGAAUGGAGACUGCGAAAAACAUGUUUCGAAAGAAGCUGCACACGAAGUACGUGAGCUUGUGCACGGUGCUGAAUUAGAGUGACGGGAGUCAUCCAGCGUCAAAAAAUUAAAUUGUGACGUUUGUGUGUCGGAACUGCUUAAAGGCAACAAGACUGUGGAAAGUGCGGAUGAACUCUUAUAUACUUCACAAAGCUUAUGAAACGUCCGCGGGAGACUUGGGCGAAUUAAGAGCCCCUUCAGAAAAUCUGACUGCCGUAGUUAGAUCUAAUUUAAAAGUGUUCAACGACGUGUUCAAAACUGUCCAUUACGAGUUUGGCGUAUACUGCAGCCUUGUGGAUUCAAUGCUGAGGGACAAUGAACGUUUGUAUCCUCAAUGGCUUCAGCUUGAUCCGUGCUCAAUGCAUCGAAACUAUAUCUUAGAAAUGCUUUGUAAAGUACGGCUGCAGAAGGAGCUACUUUGGAUUUCAAACGAAAUGUAUCCAGCAAAAGACUCAAAAGCAUCCAAACUUCGUGGGGUAAAUAAAUAAAUUCAGACUAUAACUUUGUUAUUGCAAAGCUAAAGUUUAAUUUUACCUUACUAUGUAUUAUAUUUUACUGUGUUUAUUUUCUGUCUGCAGUUUGCUUAUUUAUGAACCACUGUGUCUGUCCAACACGUCUGUUAACUCUUUUAAUUUCUUUUAUUUCAUGAGAACGGUUAUAUUUAAUACCAUAUGUAUCACAUGAUUAUGAUUAGAUCUGAUGGGUUUUCGGGGAAUCACCGACUUUUCCUCACAUGAUGUUCUGGGCGCAAAAGAAUUUUAUAUCUAUGGAUAACAUGUAUUAAUUGAUUUCAGUUUCUA
Molecule: messenger RNA, 3523 nt
Organism: Schistocerca nitens (vagrant locust)
Lineage: Eukaryota; Metazoa; Arthropoda; Insecta; Orthoptera; Acrididae
Exons: 3
Coding region: 387-806 (139 amino acids)
Source: RefSeq, a predicted model, not a curated record